AUGAAGAGCCUCAAGGCAAAGUUUAAGAAGAAUGAGAGUCAGGACUGGAGUAAGAGCGAUGAGAGACUACUGCAGGCUGUAGAGCAGAACGAGCCUGACAAAGUAGCUGCCCUGAUUGUGAAGAAGGGACUUUGUCCCACCAAACUGGACGUGGAGGGAAAGUCAGCGUUCCAUCUCUGUGCGUCUCGAGGUCGUCUGGACUGCUUGGAGGUCAUCCUGGCUCACGGGCCAGACCUUAACGUGACAGAUGGUACAGGCUUCAGUGCCCUUCACCUAGCAGCAAAGAACUGCCAGCCUGAGUGCCUGAAGAGACUAUUACAGGAGAGAUUGUCCGUAGACUCCUCAGACAGCUUUGGCCGGACAGCUUUGCAUCACGCAGCUGUGAGCGGCUGCUUGUCCUGCACUGAGACUCUGUGGGACUUCAAGGCCAGUCUGGAUGCCCAGGACGGGGAUGGGGUGACCGCGCUGAUCCUAGGAGCCCAGAUGAGCAGAGUGGAGCUGUGUGCUUUCCUGUUGGACCGAGGAGCCAAUCCCAACAUACAGGACAGCCAGGGCAGGUCAGCCCUGAUGCUGGCCUGUGAGAGUGACAGUGCAGAGACUGUGGAGGCGUUGCUAAGGGGAGGGGCUAACCCACAUCUGGCCGACGCCCUCGGACAUCACGCAGCCCACUACAGCGCAACUGCUGGCAACCAGCGCAUCGCACAGCUGCUGCAAAACAGAGCUCCAGCCACUGAGGGUAAUGGAGAAGAGCGACAGCCCCCUCCUCCCCCUCCUCUACCAGGGGCUACGACCCCCCGUAAGAGGAAAGCCCCCCCUCCUCCACGCUCCCCUCCCCAGGGCUCCCCGCCAUCUCCUGCCUCCCAGAGCCCUCCUCCCCCUGCCUCUCCUGAGCCUCAGACCCAGAGACCCGCUCCCCUUCCUCAGUCCCCAGAGACGCAGCGCUCUGCUCAGGCUAACCUUAUGGAGGAUGAGGAGGUGUUUGAGGAGAUCCGCAGACUGCGUCUGGAAAGGGGACGUCUGCUCCAGAAGAUCAAAGGUCUGGAGCAGCAGCAGAACAGCGCCCACACUGCCCUGGAGGAGCUGACUCAGCUGAGAGAGCGUCUGCAGCAGGUGGAGGCAGAGCGGGACAGGCUGCAGACUGAGCUGGAGGAGCUGAAGGCAGGUCAGGUGAUCGGUGCCAGUGACUCAGAUGACGACAUGCUGGACUUCCCAGGUGCUGAGAAGCUGCUCUCCAGGCGGUCGAGAGAGUCUCCCUCUGCUCUGGACGAGGGGGAGGCAGACUCCCUCAACCCCACCUCUCCUGGUGCUGCAGACUCAGACACUGUGGCUGAGCUACACAGACAGCUGAAGGAGCUGGCCUUACAGAAUCAGGAGCUGGUCCUGAAAGUGCAGAUGCUGGAGAUGUUUGAGAAAGAUGACACUGACAUGCAGACAUCCGGCCCAGACUUUGUCCCCACGGCUCUGUAUGACUCCCUGAGGAGGGAGUUUGAAGCUCUGCAGGAGCAUUACUCCCAGGCCCAGGCUUCAGCUGAGGCCUCCAGCAUGGCAGGGGAACAGGGGUGUGAGGAGGUGGAAGGGGGAGGAGAUGGGGUGUCAGGGGCAGAGGGGAAGGAGCGGACAGAGGAGAUGGAGGGGGAGAGCAGUAAGGAGCUGAAGGAGAGGCUGUGUGGGCUGGAGGAGCAGCUGGCCCACUCCCAGUCUGAACUGGAGGAGCUGAGAGAACAGGUGCACCUUGGGGUCUACUCCGUGGAACAGGCAGGGGGCCAUGGGGGCACGGUGGGUGAGACGGAGGGGGCGGGCCAGGAGACGCAGCAGCUGAGAGAGAGGGUGAGGGACCUGGAGGCGGUGCUGAAAGAGCGAGAGAGACAGGGGGAGGGACAGAGUGAGGGUGAGGGCGAGAGCACAGGGGACAAUGACACAGUCAAACAGCUGAGAAAGAAAGUUCAGAAACUACAGGCAGCCCUGGAAGAUAAAGGAACAGAAGAAGAGGGCGAAAAGGAGGACGGAGGAGGGGAGAGUGAGACAGUGAGGAGCCUCAGGGAGAGGGUAAGUGAGCUUGAAGCCGACCUGGCAGAGAGCAAGGAGUCAGGGAAAGCAGGGGAAAGGAGAGAGGCUGUGGUAAAGCAAGAAGGGGAGGUGGUGUGGAGGCUACAGGGGCGUGUGGGGGAGCUGGAGGAGGAGCUGAGGCAGUGUGUUCCCCGUUCGGAGCUGGACGAGGUGCAGGUGACCCUGGGUCUGCAGUGUGAGCAGCUGGCCAGGGAGAGAGCUGAGGCCAGCCUGAGACUGAACGAGGCUUUACUGGAGCUGGAGAGACUACGCCCCCCCAGCCCCACACACCACCAAGGAGACGAGGAGGAGGAAGAGGAGGAAGAUAGGUCUGAGGGGUCAGAGCCCUCCAUCACAUCAGAGCCCUCCCUGAGACGGGUGAGAGAGGAACUGGAGGUGGCUAGGCAGGAAGCAGCUCAGGCUCUGGACUGUUUGUGUGCGGAACGCGAGGGCCGGGCCCAGGACACCCUCCACAUGAGAGACGCAGUGUCCCUGUCCCAACACACAGAGGCGCUGUCGGCCCUGUCGGAGCAGCUGGCGCAGACAGCCCAGGAGCUGCAGGCAGAAAGGGCCCUGCGAUGCCAUGCCCAGACUGAGACGGCUAGGCUAGAGGCCCAGCUACAGGCCACACAACAGGACCUUAUACCCAGGGAGGAGCACAAUAAAGUUAAGUUGGAGCUGCAGCGCGCUCUGCAGGCCAGUGAGAGCAGUGCGGCGGAGGCCAAGGAUGCUCUGAGUGUGAAGGAGACAGAGCUGAGAGACAUGAGGUCCCAGAAGGCUUUGGAACAGGGCCUGGUGUCCAAGGAGGACCACGAGUCCCAGCGCCUCUCACUGCAGGCCGAUAUCAACACACUCACCGCCCGAUUCAACGACCUCACACGCAAACAUGAGAAGACCUGCACCGAGGUGUUUCAGGUGCAGCGGGAGGCUCUGUUUAAUAAGAGUGAACGUCAGGUGGCCGAGGCUCAGGUGGCCACGGCGCAACAGCAGCUGGCUGACCUGCAGGCCCAGUCCAGCCACGUCCAGGAGCUCCACAAAGACAUCCAGGACUCCCAGGGCCUGGUCAAGGAGAAGGACCGCAAGAUAAUGGAGCUGUCUAAGGAGGUUUUCCGUCUGAAGGAGGCUCUGGGGGCCCUGAGUCCUCCUCUGGGACUCUCCUCUUCCCACUCCUCCUCUCACUCUGAGAGAGUCCCCCCUGUGAACCCUGGCCAGCAGGUGGCGCUGCAGAACAGAGUGGCUGUACUCUCCAAGGAGCUCCAGGAUUGGGAACGAAAGCACAGACAAGUUGUAGCUGUAUACCGAUCCCAUCUACUGGCUGCUGUACAGGGCCGGAUGGAUGAGGAGGUCCAAGAGCUCUUACUGCAGAUCCUGAGGAUGUCACACAAGGACCAGGGUUACUGACCCCCACAGGCAGUGUACUCCCUGUGCAAUGCAAGACACAACGGGCUAUGGGACCCAUCACUGUACUAUACCCUCUACUAACUACAGUAUAUGUACACACUUACUGAAAGCAACGGGUCUGUUCUGCAUACAGUACGUGUAGCCUUGGAAAGACAGAGGCUAGCCCCUUCAUGACUAGCGUUAAACUGGAUAGACAUGGACAGGUAUGGUUUUCUGGUAUCAGAAAGAGAAAUGUAUUUAUAGAUAAUUACUUGUAUUGAGUAACAAGAAUGUAUCUCUUGUCUCAAUUGUGUGAUGAGCCUACUGAUUGAAUAUAUUUUGUAUGAUAUUCUUACAAUAAAGACGUAGAAAGAAACCAAAA
Oncorhynchus kisutch (coho salmon) is the source of this 3808-nucleotide messenger RNA. Its product is annotated as ankyrin repeat domain-containing protein 24. Gene Ontology annotation, molecular function: actin binding. The transcript has 22 exons. The record is from RefSeq and is a predicted model, not a curated record. Bases 1 to 3447 code for a protein of 1148 amino acids. NCBI's taxonomy places the organism in Eukaryota, Metazoa, Chordata, Actinopteri, Salmoniformes, Salmonidae.